Messenger RNA from Dendronephthya gigantea, 561 nucleotides. RefSeq names its product jerky protein homolog-like. The record is from RefSeq and is a predicted model, not a curated record. Bases 1 to 561 code for a protein of 186 amino acids. The transcript has a single exon. NCBI's taxonomy places the organism in Eukaryota, Metazoa, Cnidaria, Anthozoa, Malacalcyonacea, Nephtheidae. Gene Ontology annotation, molecular function: nucleic acid binding.
AUGGACCAAGGCAUCAUCAGAUCAAUAAAGGCGUUUUACCGUGGAGCAACUGUCCGCAAGUACAUCAACGCUCUGGAAAAGGGAAUGUUGCAUCCAAAAUUGACCAUUUUGGAUGCUAUGAUGAUCCUGACGGGCGCUUGGAAUAGAGUAACUGCGGAGACAGUUCAGAAUUGCUUCAAAAAAGCUGGCAUUGGUAGUGAAGCGCAACAAAGUGCAUUUUGUGACACUGACGACCCAUUCAGGUUUUUAAGCAAGGAACUAGAGACUUUGAGAGAAAGCUCCCCAGAGCUUGUGCCAACCUGUAUAACUUUGAAUGAUGUAAUCGGCACAGAUCAAGACUUGCUAACCUCAAACAUGGAAUCAUUGACUGAUGAAGAAAUCCUAGCGGAGUUUCAUGAAACCAUCGACGGCAUUGACCAGGAUUCUGAUGACGAGAUUGAAAUGCUAGAUGACGCUCCAAAACGACCUACUACAAAUCAAGUGAGACAGUCUGUUGAUACUCUGCUAACCUAUAGUAUGUUUGUGGAUGAGGGAGAAGAGAUUUGCCAACUAACCCCUUAG